Molecule: messenger RNA, 1825 nt
Organism: Suncus etruscus (white-toothed pygmy shrew)
Lineage: Eukaryota; Metazoa; Chordata; Mammalia; Eulipotyphla; Soricidae
Gene: XYLB
Product: xylulokinase
Exons: 19
Coding region: 1-1611 (536 amino acids)
Biological process (GO): xylulose metabolic process; D-xylose metabolic process
Cellular component (GO): cytosol
Molecular function (GO): D-xylulokinase activity
Source: RefSeq, a predicted model, not a curated record
AUGGCCGAGCUGGCUGCACGGCGCUGCUGCCUGGGCUGGGACUGGAGCACUCAGCAGGUGAAGCUGGUGGCGGUUGAUACGGAGAUGAACGUCUUCUACGAGGACAGUGUGUGUUUUGACAGAGACCUGGGAGAAUUUGGGACUCAAGGUGGAGUUCACGUUCACAAGGACGGGCUGACAGUCACGUCUCCAGUCCUCAUGUGGGUCCAGGCUUUGGACAUGCUCCUAGAGAAGAUGAAGGCUGCAGGCUUUGACUUUUCUCAGGUCCUCGCCUUGUCUGGAGCAGGCCAGCAACACGGCAGUGUGUUCUGGAAGACAGGGGCCAGCAGGGUGUUGCAGAGCCUGUCACCGGACCUCCCACUACACAAGCAGCUGCAGGCCUGCUUCUCCAUCGGCAACUGCCCCGUGUGGAUGGACUCCAGCACCAGCGCCCAGUGUCGUCAGCUGGAGGCUGCAGUCGGUGGUGCCCAGGCUCUCAGCCGCCUCACUGGCUCCCGCGCCUAUGAGCGCUUCACAGGAAACCAGAUAGCCAAGGUUUACCAGCAGAAUCCCGAAGCCUACUCGCACACAGAGCGGAUCUCUCUGGUCAGCAGUUUCGCCGCCUCCCUCUUCCUGGGCUCUUACGCCCCAAUCGACUUCAGUGAUGGUUCUGGAAUGAAUUUGCUGCAGAUCCAGGGCAAAGUCUGGUCACAGGCAUGCCUGGACGCCUGCGCACCGAAGUUAGAGGAGAAGCUGGGGACCCCUGUGCCUUCUUGCUCAGUUGUGGGAGCUGUGUCUGCCUACUAUGUCCAGCGCUACGGAUUUUCUCCUGACUGCAAAGUGGUGGCCUUCACGGGGGACAACCCAGCGUCUCUGGCUGGCAUGAGGCUGGAGGAAGGAGACAUUGCGGUCAGCCUGGGCACCAGUGACACCCUCUUCCUCUGGCUGCGGCAGCCCACGCCUGCCCUGGAAGGCCACAUCUUCUGUAACCCCGUGGUCCCGGAGCACUAUAUGGCGCUCCUGUGCUUUAAGAACGGCUCCCUCAUGCGAGAGAAGGUCCGUGAUGAGUUUGCUACGGGCUCCUGGAGCGAGUUCUCGAAGGCGCUGGGAUCCACAAAGAUGGGGAAUGGCGGAAAUCUGGGGUUUUAUUUUGAUGUCCUAGAGAUCACCCCCGAAGUUAUCGGGCGCCACAGGUUCAAUGCAGAUGACCAGGAGGUCUUGGCCUUCCCCAGGGAGGUGGAGAUUCGAGCCCUGAUUGAAGGACAGUUCAUGGCCAAGAGGAUCCACGCUGAGGGCCUGGGCUAUCAAGUCCUGCCCAAAACAAAGAUACUGGCCACUGGGGGUGCCUCUCACAACAGGGACAUCCUCCAGGUGCUAGCAGAUGUGUUUGGCGCCCCUGUGUACACCAUGGACACUGCCAACUCAGCCUGCGUGGGUUCUGCGUACCAGGCAUUCCACGGCCUCGCAGUGGGAACCAAUGUGCCUUUCUCAGAGGUGGUGAAGUUAGCCCCGAUUCCCAAAUUAGCUGCCACCCCAGCCCCAAGUGCAGCUCAGGUGUACGAGGCCCUCCUCCCACGCUACGCCAAGCUGGAGCAGGCCAUCGUGCAGCAGGCUGCAAGGUCUCCUCAGUGAAGCACAUCGGCCCGGAGGCUGCAUGGUCCUUUCUCUGUUCCUGGCAUCAGACCUUCAGCCUGGCUCCCCGAAAGCUGCCUUCUCACAUCUUUCAGAACAUGAUGGGCAGCUGGAAUUCCUGAGCCCUUGGCAGGCAGGCAACUCUCCGGGCCUGUCUUUGAUGCCAGGAGGCAGGAUCCACACCGUUGGAUGCGGAUCUCUGGGAUGAGAAUUG